Messenger RNA from Aricia agestis (brown argus), 584 nucleotides. It is a transcript of the gene mRpL41, whose product is annotated as 39S ribosomal protein L41, mitochondrial. The coding region runs from base 36 to 524 and encodes 162 amino acids. Gene Ontology annotation, biological process: translation. Gene Ontology annotation, molecular function: structural constituent of ribosome. The record is from RefSeq and is a predicted model, not a curated record. The transcript has 4 exons. Gene Ontology annotation, cellular component: mitochondrial large ribosomal subunit. NCBI's taxonomy places the organism in Eukaryota, Metazoa, Arthropoda, Insecta, Lepidoptera, Lycaenidae.
UCAAAUAGCUAUUUUAUAAACAAAAUAUUACCAAAAUGUCCAAAAUUACAACUUUGUUAAAUGUUAUUAGUAAGAGAAGUAUUUCUCUGUCAGCACCGAGGGAGGGAAAAAGGAAUUUUCGUAAGUUUAUAAUCGCUAACAAAAGAGGUUCCAGGCUUCACAAGGAAAGACAAGCUGGCCCCAACCCAGAGUUAGAAGUAGAUAAACGCGGAGUAAGGGACACGGGAUACGUAUUGAAUGGCCGUUUUUAUAACAUACCAGAAAUGAUCCCCGAACUAGUCGUGCCAGACCUGACGGGAUGUGAUCUAAAACCGUAUGUGUCUUACAAAGCUGAAGACGUAAUUCAGAGUGAAUUUACUGCACAACAGCUCUUCGACGCUGUUUACAGUAAAAAGAUCGUUACAGACUACAAGGAAGGUAAACUGGAUGCAGAGGGACAACCUAUUGAGCCGUCUGAAGAAGAGAAACUUCAACCACACGAAGCUGUUGAGAGAGCCAAGCGAACUGGUUCAGAUAUAUUCUAAGAAAUGUACAAAAUCUAUACUAUUAGUUAUUUAUUAGUAAUAAAAUAUAAAAGUUCAACU